CUCGCUGCUGGAAAGGAAGCUUCCUGAUCACUCCGAGCUUGUCUCUUCUCACUAUCCACCACCACGUCUCUCUUCCUUGCUUCAUCCAUCUCGUUUCAACUUGUACAUUGCGUCUUUUGAUUUUCAGUAAUCCCGUAACCCGCAGACUGGGUUCGAUCGACUCAACAACCUCACGGCUCAUUCGAAGCUGUCGCCUCAUCCUCUAGCGACGGCGCUGCCCUCUUUCAUCAAUCCAGACCCUCCCUUCAGACAUGGUUGGACUUGCUUCCGCCGCCGGCCUCGUCGGCUUUCUCUCUGAGUCGGACCCCGAGUUGAGAGUCUUUGCCUUGAAGACCCUUGACUCCCAGAUCGACCUCCUUUGGACAGAAGUCGUGGACGCCGUACCUCAAAUAGAGGCGCUCUAUGAAGAUGAGUCCUUUCCGGAACGCGAGCUUGCCGCCCUAGUCGCCGCCAAGGUUUAUUAUCACCUUCAGGAAUACAACGAAAGCAUGGUGUUUGCACUUGGGGCCGGAAAGCUCUUCAAGUUGGACAGCGGUGGCGAAUUCGAGGAAACAAUCAUUGCUAAAUGUGUUGACACCUUCGUCUCACUUUCCGCCGCCCAGCGGCCUGCGGCUGGUGAUCAACCCGCGAACCUGAACACCUCAUUCCCGACAUCCGGUGAAGGCGCCACAAGCACCUCCGCCAGCCUGACAUCCCCGAUCACACCUUUCUCACAAUCGGCUUUGCCAUCCAAGUCCCUCUUAUCCAGACAAGAAGUGCCCGGAGUGGAUGCGGCCUAUCCCGGUGGCGAUGACGCGAGCGUCAAGCAGGUCGAGACACCCCUGGUUCUGAAGCGGGGAGUUCAAGGUCAAUUGCAAUCAGUCAUCGAUCGCUUGUUCGAACAAUGCUUCACCCAAAAACGGUACCGUCAAGUUAUUGGAAUCGCCAUCGAAGCCAAGAACCUCGAUGUCCUCCGGAAAACCAUCAUCAGGGCUAGUGAGGAUGAGAAGAAGCAGAACGGCGAAUCGCGACGGAGUGAAGAGCUAAUGGAGUACGUUCUGGAUAUCUGUAUGGGAAUUGUGCAGGAGCGUGGCUUCCGCAAUGACAUUCUCAAACUUAUCCUCGAACUCCUCAACGAAAUCCCCGCACCCGACUAUUUCUCGAUCGCCAAGUGUGUAGUGUAUCUCAAUGAACACUCAAUGGCGUCGGCCAUUCUUCGCCAACUGGUUGACAAGGGUGACGCACGAUCGCUCGCCGUUGCCUACCAGAUUUCCUUUGAUCUUUACGACAAUGGUACACAGGAAUUCCUCCAGAGAGUUCGCAGCGAAAUUGCCGAACCCCUCCAGGUCAAUGAGGAGUCCGAGUCGAAGGCGGAAGAGGAACCCAAGGAAUCGGAUCCUUUGUUGGACAACCAAUCCAGGUCGAUCGGAGACAAUAACGGGCAGACUAAGAUGACUUCCGAGGCGCGGUCGGCUUACAAGAAUGUUCUUGCCAUUAUCGACGGCAGAAAGUCCAUUCAGUUGAAUCUGGAGUUCCUAUAUCGCAACAACAAGGCCGAUAUCGCAAUCUUGAACAAGGUUCGGGACAGCCUGGAGGCUCGGAACUCUAUUUUCCACACUGCUGUCACCCUUUCGAACGCUUUUAUGCACGCCGGUACCACGCACGACAAGUUCUUCCGAGACAACUUGGAAUGGUUGGGCAAAGCUGUUAACUGGUCUAAGUUCACCGCUACCGCGGCACUUGGUGUUAUCCACCGUGGUAAUUUGACCCAGGGUGAGAAGCUUCUGCAGCCAUAUCUGCCUCGAGAGCAUAUCGCUGGUGUGGGAGGCUCUGGGUCUGUCUACAGCCAAGGAGGUUCCUUGUAUGCCCUGGGAUUGAUCUAUGCCAACCAUGGUGGCAUGGCUGUGGACCUUAUUCGUGACCACUUCAAGAAAGCUACCGAGGAGGUUGUUCAACACGGUGGUGCCUUGGGUCUCGGUGUUGCGGGCAUGGCGUCUGGCAAUGAGUCUAUUUACGAGGAUUUGCGGAAUGUACUCUACACCGACUCUGCGCUCAAUGGUGAGGCCGUCGGCCUUGCCAUGGGCCUGGUUAUGCUGGGCACUGGUAACAUGAGAGUCCUCGAGGACAUGAUUCAAUACGCCCACGACACACAACACGAAAAGAUUGUUCGUGGUUUGGCCAUCGGUAUGGCUUUAAUCAUGUACGGACGUCAAGAGGCCGCGGACGAGUUGAUCAAUGGUCUCUUGGGUGAUCCCGAUCCUACCCUCCGUUAUGGUGGUAUUAUGACGAUUGCUCUUGCGUACUGUGGUAGCAGCAGCAACAAGGCCGUCCGAAAGCUUCUUCACGUUGCUGUCAGCGAUGUUAACGACGAUGUUCGCCGCAUCGCUGUUCUGAGCUUGGGCUUCAUCCUGUUCCGCAAGCACCAGAGUGUGCCUCGUAUGGUGGAAUUGCUGUCUGAGUCCUAUAACCCUCACGUUCGUUACGGAGCUGCAAUGGCACUGGGUAUCUCUUGUGCUGGUACCGGCUUGGACGAAGCUAUCGACUUGCUCGAACCUAUGCUUAAGGACUCAACCGAUUUUGUCAGGCAGGGUGCUUUGAUUGCUCUGGCCAUGGUCUUGGUGCAACAGAACGAAGCCAUGAACCCCCGCGUCAGUACGCUCCGCAAGACCAUGAUGAAGAUGAUUGGAGACCGUCACGAAGAUGCCAUGGCCAAGUUUGGGUGCGCCGUUGCUCUGGGUAUUAUCGAUGCCGGUGGGCGCAACUGCACUAUUAGCCUCCAAACUCAGACGGGCAACCUCAACAUGCCCGGAAUUGUUGGUGCUGCUGUGUUUACUCAGUACUGGUACUGGUUCCCCCUCACUCACUUCCUGUCGCUCAGCUUCACUCCGACCGCAGUGAUUGGCGUGGAUGAUGAGUUGGAAGUUCCAUUGUUCAAGUUCCACAGCAACACGAGGCCCAGCCUCUUCGAUUACCCUCCUGAGCAACAGGUCAAGACGGAGGAGGCGCCCGAGAAGAUUAAGACUGCCGUCCUCUCGACCACUGCACAGGCCAAGCGCCGUGCUCAGCGCCGGGAGAAGCAGCAACGCCGGGAGAGUAUGGACAUUGAUCAGACCCCUACCACACCUAAGGUCUCUGAACCUCUGGCAGACAGGAUGGAAAUGGAUGAGAGCACCGCCAAGGGUGAAGACGAGGCCAAGGAUGGAGAGAAGGACGGCGGUGAAGGUCAGAAGAAGAAGGUCGAGCGAGAGAAGGUUGGCUACGAGUUGGACAACAUGUCCCGUGUCCUCCCAGCUCAGCUGAAAUAUCUUACCUUCCCCGACCCGCGCUAUGAGCCCGUCAAACGGCCUACCGGUGGUGUAGUUGUUGUGUUGGACAAGACCCCCGAAGAGCCUCGCGAGACGAUUGAGAUGAAAGCUAGCAAGGAGGUUAAACAGGCAGCAGCAGCAGAGACGCUGCAAGACCGGUUACAGGCAGCGAUGGGUGCGGCAGGUCUCCAGACUCCCCAACGUGGUGGCCGGGGGCUGGGUGCUGAGACUGGCGCCUUAGCCGCCGCCGGCGUAUUGACUGCGGUGGAUGAAGAUGAAGAGGAUGGCGAAGAAGCACCGGUUCCGAACGAGUUCGAAUACGAGAGCGACGAAGCGGAAGAGUAAAGCUUUCGGCCGCAUUGAUAGAUCUCUUUGGCUGGCUGUAUUUCUAGGUUAAUUAUGGAAUUUAUGCCCUAUGUGAAUUUAUU
Aspergillus homomorphus CBS 101889 is the source of this 3712-nucleotide messenger RNA. Its product is annotated as proteasome regulatory particle base subunit RPN2. The record is from RefSeq and is a predicted model, not a curated record. Gene Ontology annotation, cellular component: proteasome complex; proteasome storage granule; nucleus. The coding region runs from base 252 to 3629 and encodes 1125 amino acids. Gene Ontology annotation, biological process: proteasome-mediated ubiquitin-dependent protein catabolic process; regulation of protein catabolic process. Lineage: Eukaryota; Fungi; Ascomycota; Eurotiomycetes; Eurotiales; Aspergillaceae. Gene Ontology annotation, molecular function: enzyme regulator activity. The transcript is spliced from 5 exons.